AUGACAGCCUCAACCUCUAGAGCUCUGGCAUGUGCAUGUUAUAUCUCAGGGAGUGGAUUGACAAGAAGCAGACGAGGCGGGUCAGUUGUCUGUAUGGUGACUUCCCUGACCAAUUUUUCCACCUGGGAUAUUCAUGAGGGCGUUAUGACCUGGACAAGCCCAGAGCAGCCAGCCAGUAUCAUUCUGUUGACUACCCUCCCUGAGAUGCACAUGGCCGUCACUGUAGAUAUAGAAUCAACUAUCAAACUGUGGGACUGUCAGAGCAGGGAAGCUCUGGCAACUAAUGGCCUGUUCUCUCCCUGUCAAUCACUGAAAGCUGUCAUUACCAAGGAUGGCCCAAUUGUCUUGGCAGGAGACACAUCUGGUAACUUCUACAUCUUUAGGAUUCCCGACUUAAACCAAAUUUCCAAACUCAAAGUAUUCCCAUAUGCUAUUGAUGAACUCCACUGCUCUCCUCAGAAUAAAUGGAUAUUUUUGAGUAACAGUAUGAUAAAUAUUUUGCCAAAGGUGUUUUACAUGAGGAGCCUUCUGAGGACAUCAGAAUUCUCUGCCCCUGUGUCUACUGUUCUCAAAUUUUCCUUCUGCCGAAGAGCCUUCUGGACCCCAAGAAGGGAAGACAGGAUAACCCUGAUGUCCCAAAGUAGUUAUUCCCAUAUCAUAGUGUUUGGCACAUUUGAUAUGAAGCUGGAAGAGAAUGGGAACCAAAUAAUUGUUGCAGGUAAACCUUAG
Mastomys coucha (southern multimammate mouse) is the source of this 729-nucleotide messenger RNA. RefSeq names its product F-box/WD repeat-containing protein 15-like. The record is from RefSeq and is a predicted model, not a curated record. Bases 1 to 729 code for a protein of 242 amino acids. NCBI's taxonomy places the organism in Eukaryota, Metazoa, Chordata, Mammalia, Rodentia, Muridae. The transcript has 5 exons. Gene Ontology annotation, molecular function: protein binding.